UAGAAGGCUAAGGACCAUCCUUGUUUUCAAAGUACAUGUACUCAAACAUGAUGGUGGCUGCUAGAAUUAAUGCUUUGUCUUCUUUUGAUGCAUUUUAAGGGAAUACAACACUUAUAUUAUCAACAAAAUCAGCCCAAUUUUGACAACAGCCUCUAACUUUUUUUUUCAUAGGAGCAACAACCUUAAAUAAUACAUUUAAUAUAUAUACUUCUCCAUUAGGAGAUUUAAUAUCAAAUUCUACAUGAUUACAUUAAUCACCACAAGGACAUCUGCACCAAAAAUAACAUUAGCAAAUACUAGCCUCUAUUAUAUAUUUCAAUUUGUCCUCAAAAUCAUAAAUAUGACAACCAAGUCGACAACAAUAGAAAGGAUUAACAAUAUAACCUAAAUUUUUAUUUUAUCCAUUUUCAACAUAUUAAACAUCUAAACGUGGUCUAAAUUAAUAAAUGAAUAAACCAUUCAUACCUAUUCAAACAGAAACAGGUGCAUGUGUAUUUUCGAUCAUAUUUAAAAAUGAUACGAUCUGAGUUCUCCUAGAACAAUUAAUCUGAAUUUGGUUAAAAGUCUUUGCAUCCAUAAUUAUUAACAAACAUUUC
Messenger RNA from Paramecium sonneborni, 596 nucleotides. The record is from the annotation of a GenBank genome assembly. NCBI's taxonomy places the organism in Eukaryota, Ciliophora, Oligohymenophorea, Peniculida, Parameciidae.